AUUAUUACAAUCAUUAAUGUAUUGAAUGUUGAUGAUAAAGUAUAACUUCAAUUUCAUAUAAUAGACUUAUAUAAUGAUAAGUAAAUAACCGGAUUGUAUACAUAGAGAAAGAUAGUAUGGAAUGGACAUUUUUAAUGUUCAAAUAUAUUGAACUAAAAUAUGGUCAAUUUUCAUUAUACCAAUAAAAAUUUAUAUUAUACUUCACAUUAUUCUUCAUCAUCAAAUCAACAUGAUCAUCUUUGUUAUAAUGACCAACAUUGUACUGAAUGGAAUUUAUUAAAAUCAAUUGAAUUCAAUGAAAUUGCUAAGCCUGUAUCAAAUUUUUUAGUAUUGAAUCAAUUAUCAACUAUUUCAAAUAAUAAUGAUCAUGAUCAUAAAUCUUCAAGAACAGAUGAUACAACAACAAUAGAAAGUUGGACACCAUCAAUUGAUCAAUCAUUUAUACAUCAAAAAUUAUUAUUAAAUAGAAUGAAAAGUUGGAAAUUAUACAGAAAUACUAGUCCUUUAAACUAUUUCAGUAAUAUAAAUAAUAAUACUAGUAAUAUAGAUAAUUUACCUGAAAAAUACUCUGUUAAAUGUAGAUUUAGAACAUUUGAAGAUGUACCUAAGGAUCAAAUAGAUGAUAAUGUAGCAACAGUACAUAUAUUUAACCAGUAUUUAAUGAAUAAUGAAUAUGAGCAUGGAGAUCAAUUACAAAUAUUAACAAAUGCUCAUUUAUCAUCUGAUAUAAGUGAAAAUUUGACAGAACAGUUUAUUACACCAUCAGUAAGUGAUGGUGUAACAUUGGAUGCCGAUAAUCAGGAAUUAGAUCAGAAUACACGAUUGAAUGCAAGACAUCGUAUCUAUGAAGAAUAUUUACAAUCUUUAGAGAAAAGAUACAAUAUUAAAAUGAAUCAAUCUAAUGAAGAAAUAAAUAAAACAAAAAAUUUAAUGGAUUAUGAUUUAAUACCACAUAGUUUAUACAUAACGACAAGUGUUGAUGGAUUACAUUCAAUGUUAACUACAGUACAAAUGGAUUCAUUAAAAAGUUAUCCUCAUUCAAUAGAUCAAAAAUUAAUGAAAGAAAAUACAACAGAAGAGAAAAUUAUUGCAAAUAAAUGCGAGCAAGAACGUGUACAAAAGAAAACAUUUACCAACUGGCUAAAUACAUAUUUGAGCAAUGCAAAUCCACCAUUCAAAGUUCAAGAUCUAUUUGAAGAUAUCAAGAAUGGAAUAUUGUUAAUAAGAAUAUUAGAAGUGCUAUCAGGAGAAAAACUACGCGCAGAAAGUCGGGUUCAAAUGAAUCGGAUACAUUGUCUAUCGAAUAUUAAAACUGCAUUGGAAUUUUUACAUUCUAGAAAUGUAAAAUUAGUCAAUGUUAAUCCAACUGAUAUUGCUGAUGGGAAACCAGCUAUUGUUCUUGGUCUUAUAUGGGUUAUUAUAUUAUAUUUCCAAAUUGAGGAACAAGAAGAGUUACUACUGAAAAUUUUAGAUCUUCCACCUGGUUCACUUAAAACAAGAGGUUCAGCUAAACGUGCUCUGCAAGCUUGGGUUCAAGAAAUUUUCGCUGGAAAAUAUGAUGUCCAGAUUCGUGAUUUUGGUCCAAGUUGGCGUGAUGGAAUAGCAUUCAAUGCUAUGGUGCAUAAUAUUGAUUCCAGACUUGUUGAAAUGGACAAAGUAAAGACUAGAACACCAAAAGAAAAUUUAGAACACGCAUUUACACAAGCUGAAAAGCAUCUGGGUAUACCAAGACUUUUGGAUCCUGAAGAUGUCGAUGUUGACAGACCAGAUGAAAAGUCAAUUGUAACAUAUGUUGCUCAAUUUUUCAAAGCUUAUCCGGAUGCAGGAAGACGAAGAUCAGAUUCACCUACCAAAACGAAUGUCAAAGUGAAACUUGAUAAUUUAAUGAAAUUUAUUCGAGAAUCUGAGUCAAGAAUGAAAACAGUUCGAUUUGGGCAUACUAAUUUAAAUGAACAAUAUCAGGUAUAUGAAGAGUUAAUUACAAGAAAAGAGAUGGAAGAAGAAAAUUAUGAAUCAUUGAAAGAUCAAUGGUAUUCUGGUUUAAUAUCUCAUACUGAUUCAUUAAUCAAUCCAAGUGAAGUAGAAAUUUUAGAAGAAUCUUGGAAUCAUUUUAACGAUAUUAUGAAUGAAUGGUUAUGGGAAAUAGAUGAAAAAAUACCUGGUGAAUUUGGUCGUAUUGCAAAAUGGUUAAGUCAAGCUGAAAAAUGGUUUAAACAAGUAGGUUUAAAAUGGUAUCAAAAACCAUCUGGUACUCAAGCGAUGGGAUUUUGUGUCACAGUAAAUCAAUCAUGGCGUCCUUCAAGUGCUGAACCACCAAAUUCUCCUCCAUCAAAUGAAUUAAUAGAUAAGCUACAAAAUGAAAGAUUGGAAAUCUUUGGAACAAAUAAUCAAAAAUUAAACUCUAUUCGUGAUGAUUUAUCUCGUAUUAUUGAUAAUGAAAAGAAAAUCAAUUUACCAAAUACAUUAAUUGAUCGAUUAAGUACACGUUUAUCAAAAAUUAUUGGUUAUGAACCUGGUCAUAGUGCAGUUUUAUGUGCAGCUAAAUCACGUAGAACAUUUCUUGAUAUAUUAUAUAAUGUUAAUCGUACAGAAACUAAUACAGGUGUUCGUAUACGUAGUCGUCGACGUGAAAGUGCUACAGGUUUUGAAUAUCGUUUUUGUAAUUGGUUAGAUUUAGUCGAUGGUAAUAUACAUACUGAAACUAAAGAAAUUGUCAAUGGAAUUCUUAAUGAUUAUCAGCUUUGUUUAAAAACCGAACAUGUACCAGAGAAAUUAGAUCAAUGUAAAUUAGAUCUAUCGAAACAUUUUAAUUUAUUAAUUAAAAUUAAUCAAUAUGAUGAUCAACUUUUACCUCAAAAUGCCUUGGAUAUUAUUCAACAUUGGCAAAAUGAUUGUGAAAUUAAAUGGAAUUCAGAUAAAUUUAAUCAAUUAAUCCAAUUAGGUGAACGUAUUAAACAACGUUUAACUAUUUGGGAUAAAUUAGAUCAUUGUAAUAAAAAUAUAGAAAAUUUACUGUCACAAUUUGAAGAUUCUACAUUUUCUGAAAAUGAUUGGUUAAAUCGACGAGAUGAAAUAUUUUUGUUAUUAGAAGAAGCUAAUGAAGCCGCUCAUUAUCUUGGUGAAUCAGCUGAUCAUCAUAAAUUGGAAAUGUUUCGUAAAAGGAUUGAGAAAGUAGAAUCCAAUAUUUUCAAAAGAAAACAAGCUAAUUUAGAAGAACUUGAAGCAAAACGAAUGGCGGAUAAAUUGAAAUUUGAAAAUGAAAUGAAUAAUUAUUUAAAUAAAAUUGAAUAUUGGAUAGAUACAAUAAAAGAUUUAAUUGAAAAUAAAACGAAUUCUAAACCGAGAAAUUUACAAAUACGAUGUACUUCAAAUGAGUUCUUAAUGAUUAUUGAACAAUUACAAGAGUUAUUAAAUCAACAACCACAAAUUAUAGAACAUUUACAAAAUGCUACUAAUUUAAGUCAAGAUCCAACAAACAUUCAAUGCAUAACCAUAGAACAAAAUGACCGUUUAGAUAAUUUAGAAAAUUUAAUUGAAAAAUUUACUAAUUUAUUAUCAAUUAAAAUUAAAGAUUUAAUCGAUAUGAAAGAAAAAAUUUAUGAAAUUGAAAAAAAUUUGGCGGAAAUUGAUUUACAAAUAAAAAAUUUAGAAGAUAAACAAAAUCAUAUUUUAUUGAAUUCAGAUAUGAAUACAUGGGAAUGUUCACCAAUAUAUUUAGAUGUAAGUUGUUUUGUUUUAUUAAAUAAUAUGGUAUGAGUUACUUGCUCUCAAAUGCCCUGGUACGGUCGACAAUAGGGAGGGCCAGCCAUUUCUAUUGAAAUGCCGUGACAUGGCCAUCUGUCAGGGAAGUUCUACUCA
Schistosoma rodhaini is the source of this 3858-nucleotide messenger RNA. The record is from the annotation of a GenBank genome assembly. NCBI's taxonomy places the organism in Eukaryota, Metazoa, Platyhelminthes, Trematoda, Strigeidida, Schistosomatidae.